AAUCCCAACUGCAUAUUAUCACUGGCAUUAGAGGAGAUCAAAGAGGGCUAAACUGCAACUGCGUCUGGGUAAUCAGUUUGGCCUUAAGUUAAAGAUGAGAAACCAGAGGAUUGUACAUUGGUACUUCAAUGGGGUCUACCAAAUGAAAGUAAACACCCUGUAACUGCUCCAGGUGUGCUGCACUGCAACUGACCUUGCAUCUGUGUUAGGGCUUAAUGAAAGCGUGUUUGGGGUUAGAAAAUGUGUACAACACUGCAGUGUCAAGGCAGUAUUGUACUCAAACUGGAGGUAAAACUUAUGAAACUUCACAGAAACCUUCUAAGCUCUGAGCAGUUGCUGCAGGAUUUACUCCUCCAGUCUAAAUGGAAAAAAUGUCCCUGUAGUUGCGAUAAGCAGGUCCCCAGCAGUGCAGGGGAGCAGACUGCAGUAAACUGUCCACAACAGUCUCUGUGGAAACCUUGUGCAUGGCUGAAGAGUGAUAUUGCGUCUCCACACAGCAAUGAACAGAAAGAGUGAAAAGAGAAAGGAGGGAGAGGGGGAUCUUGGUUUCACGGUUUGCAGGGGGAGGUAGCGUUACAUGAGAGUGAAUCGGAGUGAUGACAUUGUUCCUCAGUACCAGCUGAGUGCACCUAUACAUCCACCUCUGUGGAGGAAGGGCUAUUCACCUGUCCAAGCCACCACAGAUGGAGCUUUUGGACAAAGGGACAAACAGGCAGAUAGAUAAAAGCCUAUCCAGUGUAGAGUGCGCUCUGCUGUUGACACCUUGAUAUGUAUUAUACGUCUCAGGUUUCCUGAUUGGUUUCAGGGGAAAUUAGGGAUUGAUUCUGGAUCAUGCAAGGUUCUGAGUUUCACUGUCAGCCAGGGAAACAGUGAUGCUGGACCCAGGAGAAAUAAUACUUUAUCUGACUCAGGUGAAACACCACCAGAAUGGACAUAAGGAGUAAGGUACUCCUCUGAAGACUGAAAUUCAAACUAUGCAGCCUGCCACAGUUCUGGUUGAAAGGGGGAAUAACCAGUGGAAAGGUGCCUUGAAUGUUUGUUUGUUUAUUUGUUAAUGAUUUUAGAAUUGUCAGUCAUUGUUUCUUUAACCUGCCUUUUGUUCUUGUGAUUGACAGGCUGUGUGAAUAUUGCUACACUGAGGGAUUCCUGAGGUACUUGUCUCUUCUACAGAGUCGAGUCUAAUGGAGAAAAAAUACCCAGUAAUUGCAGGAAGAGAAAAAGGGCCAGGACCGGGGCGUUAUGGGCUUCCACCCACCGUUGGAUUUAUUGGCCAUGACUUCACCAAGCCAACUAGCCCUGCCUUUUCUUUCCAUGGCAGGAUGAGUGACAAUAUGUACUGUGUUGACUCAAGUCCAGGACCUAAAUAUCAUAUUGAUGCAAAAAUCACUCGAUUUGGAAGGGAUGGCACUCCUGCAUACUCGAUGUUGGGCCGAAUGAAAGCGGAGAAGGAGCUUUUCCAGACACCUGGACCGGGUGCCUACAGCCCAGAAAAAGCCCCAGCAUGCAACCUCCAGCGCAGACUCCCAUCCUACACAAUGGGCUCUCGUACACACUACAGAGGCAUCGACUCAGUACCAGCUCCCAACAAAUACUGCCUCCCUCCGCUCAUGGGCCCUCGAGUCCCAAACAAGUCAGCCAGCGCAAGUUACACAAUGUCAGGUAGUUUCAGCACAGGGGGGCCAUCUGUGGAUUUAGCCAAGACGCCAGGGCCUUGCAGGUACAAUAGUACAGACCCAAAUGUUUAUCUGCCACGACAGCCAGCAUUUUCCAUGCUUGGACGUCACAACUUGCCCAGAGAUGCCACUAAGAAACCUGGCCCUGGAACUUACAACCCAGAGAGAGUGACAGUUCACAAGGCUCGGGCUCCAGCCUACUCCCUGGGCAUCAGACACUCAGAAUUUGUUACUCCACUAGUCGUCAGUGUUUCCGACUGAACAU
Messenger RNA from Scatophagus argus, 1938 nucleotides. It is a transcript of the gene cimap1d, whose product is annotated as outer dense fiber of sperm tails 3-like 2b. Gene Ontology annotation, cellular component: cytoskeleton. NCBI's taxonomy places the organism in Eukaryota, Metazoa, Chordata, Actinopteri, Scatophagidae. The record is from RefSeq and is a predicted model, not a curated record. The transcript is spliced from 4 exons. The coding region runs from base 1182 to 1934 and encodes 250 amino acids.